UUCAGAAUGGCUGAUCGCGGAGAAGUUGCGAAAAGCUUGUCCGAAGUAAAUAAAAGCAAAGGCAAUGAAAAUAGCAAGAAAACUCGUGCAAAACGACCCAUCUGUGACCGAUGCAAGUAGGUCUUCGACACGAAUCGCAUUUCAAGCUGAAUUUAUACUAUGAGGCCACUAUUUGUUGCAUAUUUUAUACAGUUUGAUUCUCGUGUCCCGACCCCCGCCCUUCCCUUAGGGCCAUUCCAUUUAAUGUCCCCCCCCCCCCACGGAUGAGCUUUCCUGAAGGAUGACUCAAAAAGUCGUUUCUGAGGGGUUAAGCCUGUCGGCAUCCUUUGAUCUCUGCGAUUUUUCUGAGGGGUAAGGGGAAAAUUUACAAAUUUCUGAGGGGUGUUUUGUGUCGGCACUUUGAUCUUUUUUUCGUAGGGGUUAAAAUUUUACUGACCCAUCCGUAGGGGGGGGGGGGAUUUUAAAUGGAAUGGCCCUUAUUGAGGCCAAUCACAUUUUACAAUUUUUUCUGCGGAAAAUUUUGGCAAUGGGCCUUAAAUAUAUCCUAUGUGUUAACUUCCAGAAAUUGCAUCCAAAGGGGUCCAAAAUGUUUCUAUCCUAAGGGCUAUAAAGGGGAUUAUGAAUGGACCCCUCAUUCCCUCAACAGGGGAAGGGGGUGGCUAUAUUAAAUGGAAUGGCUAUAUUAAAUGGAAUGGCCCAUUGCUUUACAUUUUAAUAUUGUACCGGAUUCUCAGGUAGAAGAGAGAUUCUUGCAAUUGUCUCAAAAUUAUUGUUUAAAAACAGUCAAAUGCUUAAUGGACAUAAUCGUGAUUUAUUUUAUACAUGUAUUUUUUUAAGGCGGCCUGCAAAAGUGUGCCUUUGCGAAGCUUUUCCUGACAAGCCAUUAGAAAUCUCGACAACAGUUUACGUCUUGCAACAUCCGGAAGAAGUAUGCUAAUUACUUAAAUUGAAUGCUGCAGAUCAGUUUGACAUUGAGGCUACAUUUAUACUGGAUAGCUUUUCAUAGUGGUGCGAAAAAGCACCUAUCCGAUACGCAAUGUACAACUUUCAGAAGCUGAGCAAAACAACAUCUCCUUGUUGCAAAAUUCUUCUGAAAAUAGUGUUCCUGAAAGAUACAGAUCUAGGUGUUUUUCAUGCUAUGGAAAGCUAUUUGAUACAGUGUAAAUUUAGUCCUUCAUGCAUUAGUUGAUACGUGAAUAUUUCAUUUAGCGUCGUCGGACCCUAACAACGGUGCCAUUAUUGGCUGCUUGCCUACCCGAGGACAAAUGCAUUGUAUAUAAUGAUGUUCGAUAUUCUCAAGAGAAAUACCAGGCUCUUCACAAACUUUUGAAAAGUCCACAAACAUUGGUACUUUAUCCGGAUGCAAAUGGUUAGUUGUUAAUCACUUGACUGGUUUAAAAUUAAGGCACUCGCCUAAUUGUCUAUGCUAUCGCUGGGUUCGAAUCUGGAAGUGGGAUUAUUUUCAAGUGUAUAUGUAGGACUGGUGUUCUUCCUGCAAACAUGUGGCCAGAAGGGUUACCAUAAGAACUGGUUAGGGUCGGGUGGGGGUAGGGUGUGAGAAAGGGUCAGGAUAAACUAUGAGAGAUCUACGUUAUUGCUGUGUAUAAUUGUACUUUUGUAUGGUGUAAGAAUAUUGUAAACUGCUGUUCUUAAUAUGAAUAUAUAUCAUGUUUAAUAUUGUAGCAACAGAUUUGAGAGAAGUAGUGAAAGAAUCGAGCUCCUCUCAGAAGUACAACCUUGUGGUACCAGACGGUACAUGGCGUCAAGCUAGAUUGAUAUUUAAACGAAAUGAUGCAUUGCAACAAGCGAGAAAGGUAGAAGAUUGACAGAGAAAGUUACGGACUGGCUGAAAAACUAACUAACUGACCGACUGACUGACAUACUCAUAAUUGUCGUUGAUCUAGGUGCAAUUAAAUGAAAACAUGAGGAGUAAUUACGUCAUUCGGACACAACCAACCAAAAACAGUUUAUCAACAUUGGAAGCCAUUGCUGUGGCUUUGUCCAUCCUUGAGGGGAGAGAUGAAAUCACUGAGGUAUAGUUUCCACCUGUUGUAACACUGGAUUGCUAAGAGAUGCUUCUUGCUUAACCUUUAUAUCAGGGGACUGAUAGAGCUAUCCAGUAUAAAUAAAGUUAGUUUAGUUUAGGUUUCCUCCUGUAGUAACACUGGAUCAAUAAGAGAUGAUCCUUACUGGACCUAUAGGCAGAACAGUAUUAGAACUGAUAGAGUUAUCCAGUAUAAAUAAAGUUAGUUUAGUUUAGGUUUCCUCCUGUAGUAACACUGGAUCAAUAAGAGAUGAUCCUUACUGGACCUCUAGGAAGAACAGUUUAGAACUGACAGAGCUAUCCAGUAUAAAUAAAGUUAGUUUAGUUUAGGUUUCCUCCUGUAGUAACACUGGAUCAAUAAGAGAUGAUCCUUACUGGACCUCUAGGAAGAACAGUAUUAGAACUGAUAGAGUUAUCCAGUAUAAAUAAAGUUAGUUUAGUUUAGGUUUCCUCCUGAAGUAACACUGUCUGGAUCAAUAAGAGAUGAUCCUUACUGGACCUCUAGGAAGAACAGUUUAGAACUGAUAGAGCUAUCCAGUAUAAAUAAAGUUAGUUUAGUUUAGGUUUCCUCCUGUAGUAACACUCAGAUCAAUAAGAGAUGAUCCUUACUGGACCUAUAGGCAGAACAGUAUUAGAACUGAUAGAGUUAUCCAGUAUAAAUAAAGUUAGUUUAGUUUAGGUUUCCUCCUGUAGUAACACUGGAUCAAUAAGAGAUGAUCCUUACUGGACCUCUAGGGAGAACAGUUUAGAACUGAUAGAGCUAUCCA
This is a messenger RNA of Paramuricea clavata, 2811 nucleotides long. The record is from the annotation of a GenBank genome assembly. NCBI's taxonomy places the organism in Eukaryota, Metazoa, Cnidaria, Anthozoa, Malacalcyonacea, Plexauridae.